AUUGAAGUAUUAGGCCUACUUCUCUAUCAACUAUUAGACGAGAAAUAUUAGUCUAAUUCUCUUUAAAAUCUACUCUCACGGCACAACAAAUUUCACAGUAAGUUGAAAAACUUGUUUCGCCUAAGUUUCUUAUAACUGUUCACUAUCAGCUAUUCUUAGAAUAGGUUUCAGGAAAAGAGCGAUAAUAAGAGUAUGCAGAGCACGUCUUUUCAACGACGAGGACCAGUUCGUCAAAUAAAAGGCGCCAAAAGAUCUUUGUACAAUGACUCUUUAUUAAUAUCAACCGGUGUUCCCGGUAUAGACUCAAUAAUAGGAGGCGGUUUACCACUGGGAACUAUUCUAUUAGUUGAAGAAGAUGAAACUACCUGCUAUGGUGAUGUAAUAGAAAGAUACUUUAUUGCUGAAGGGGUUGUUAACCAGCACCGUGUGAUAAUCGCUGAUACCAUAGAAAAACCUUCGGAGAUUUUAUCAAAGUUACCAUCAAUUAUUGAAACAAAUACCGAAGCUGAUGUAAAAGAAGACAAAAACUCAAAACCCGACCUAAAGAUUGCAUGGCGUUAUGAAAAUUCACAAAAGGGAGGAGGUAAAUUUGUUGACCGCCCUACCAGAUUUGGAAAUUAUUAUGAUUUGUCGGAAACUAUGGAUAUUACGGGAGAAUUAAAGCCAAAUUUAGAAGCAGUUGACUUUUCCGAUGUUAUAGACGAUGAUAAAGCAACCACUCUGAUCGAACGAUUAAUAAAACUCAUAGAAACUCCUUCAGAAAAUGCCUCAAGAGUACUUAUUAGACGCUUUGCGCGCCCUUUUUGGGGUAAUUUAUGUUCAAUUGACAUUUGCAAAUUUCUUUUGAAAUUAAGAAAUGCUAUCAGAGGAAAACCAACAUCAAUUCUACUAACAAUUCCUAUGCAUAUAUAUGAAGAUGACAGCAACUCUAUUCGAAACUUUGUCGAUUUUGCUUUAGAACUAAAUGCUGUUCGGAAGGACAAAAAAGUUGCUGGCCUUGCAGACUAUCAUGGUUGCUUAAGACUUCGAAAAUCCCGCUCACCGUAUUCUUUGCACACUCCCCAACCUGAUACGUCAGAUUGGGCAUUUAAACAGCGUCGAACUAAAUUUGUUGUUGAACGUAUGCAUCUACCUCCUGAUUUAGGAGAAAAUGCUUCUAGGGGAAAAGAAGAAUCCGAUAUGGUAUCCCAAAAGAAAAAAUUGGAAUUUUGA
This is a messenger RNA of Dimorphilus gyrociliatus, 1212 nucleotides long. Lineage: Eukaryota; Metazoa; Annelida; Polychaeta; Dinophilidae. The record is from the annotation of a GenBank genome assembly.